UAGAGAAUGAGAAAGGUCUAUGGAGUAAACCCGAGUUGAACAGAGGGAGCUGCAAGCCUGCAACAUCAGACGGAGAUUAACCUGGAGACUGGCCAAAGGUCUGAAGCACACACAUUGAUUGGAAGUGACAAGGAGUGAGAGAAGGGCACAAACAGAGGAGAGCGCCCAUUCACCAUGGCCACGUACAAUCGAAGGUUAUCUGACAACGCCUUCCAGGUAAAGCAGGACAUAGUGCACCGUAAUACUUUGGAACCAGAAUGCUUCCUGCUUUCAAAAAGCUCCUCUGACACCCUGUAUCCUCAGAAGGAAGAAAGGCAAAUGACGAAUCCACAUCUGAGAAAAACUAUCGGCAGCGUUGCCUCUCCGAUCGACGCAGCUGAAACGGGCGCGGGGUACCAGUGUCAGUCUUCGUGUUUCAUGCCACGGAAGAACUUCACCAUUGUCCCCUUGUGCGGCUGCUUCCAGAUGGAAUCCAUUCCAGAUCCCAACCGGGUCUCGGGACGGGCAAAGCUUCAGGAGAAUACAAAACUCCACGCCAACAGUCACACGAACAGCAGCUCAGACAUAAGAAGGGACGCAGAGACGCUGUUGUACAAAGACGCACAUUUGGGGGUGCUGCAAACCAAGUUGGUGUACAGGAGUUGCUCAGACAUCAUGUGUGGUUACAGGGAGAACUGUUGCCAGGACAAUAUCGCGCGCGGCCAGACCACGGCAAAACAUCGAGUUACUGGUGCAACUCCUCAUGGUGAAAUGACAACUAAAGAUUCUGAUCAAAGGAUAGUGAUAAAUAUUUCAAGGGGUGAGACUGACAAUGAACAUCAUGAAGUCAUGGGAGGUUCUCCAAUCACUUCUGAACAUCAAGUGAAGAACACAGUCAAUAAAGUCUGCACUCCCAUGCAUCAGUGCCACUUCAUGUUUGCAGAGAGUUCCCACAGUUACCCAGGUAUCGUGAUCGUCCAAGAGUCUGGCAGGCAAUGUCCAGAUAAUUGUAUGCAAGGAGAUGGGACCGUCACCAGGGACUGGGAUGAAGCGGCAUCUAAGGCAGGAGAUGGUUCAACGAGCAAUCACAAUUGCACUGGACAUCAUAGCUGUGCGAUACCUGGCCUGAACAUAGAAGAAACGGUGCCAGCUCUGCCAAUCCCAGCCAUUCAUCUCAUGCCACGGCUGGUCAGUUCUGUCAGUGAGUCUGGGAGGGGAGACAGCAAUGCAUUUUGCCAUUCGCUCCCAGUUUCUGGCAUUCUGCCAUUCCCACGCUUGAUGUCUUCAGUGAGUGAAUCCGGUUUGGACACAAGGCAUCUUCGGAAAUGCCAUGGAACCCCGGGAAAUAAUGUGGUCCCCACUGCGACUGGCAGAAUCCCUCAGAAUACUUCAGAUGCAAUGAAAGCGGGACUGGAUGAUGCUUCUCAUUCUUGUCAGCAAAAUAGUCCAAAUACUAACCUGGAUGUGAGAACACGAGACAUGUGCACCAUGACGUCUAUAAGGGAUCUGAGCCUUGGCUUUCACUAUCGACUGAAGAAGAGAGACGCAGAGGUGCAGACGUCAUUCACAGCUGACUACAAGUCGGUGGGGACCAGCCCAAUGUUUCCAGCUGAUUGCUGCUUGGCUCACUCCUUCCCAGAAGUUAACUUUGAGGAGAUUCAGAAGUCCCCGGUCUGCGAAGUGAAAUGGGACGACAAAGGGAUGACGUGGGAAGUCUAUGGGGCCUCUGUCGACCCUGAGGUCCUGGGGCUGGCCAUACAGAAACAUCUGGAGAUUCAGAUCGAGCAACAUGAAAAGGACAGAGUAACCACAGCUGAGAAGACGGUGAGGCAUUCGGAUCCUCAGCUGGACGCCACAUGCGUGCUGGAACAUCCACCAAAGGAGAAGAGACAUUUGCCAGGUUUUAGGAAGAUGCUGUCCACACUGAGGCAUCCCACCUGCUGUGUGCCAACCACUGCAGUAAUAGACUAAUCGCUGGCUCCACUGUCGGGGAGUAAAUCACAUUUUUAUUGGGGACAAUGUAUAGAAGCUGCAGUCACAAAACGUAAAUGCAUUUUCUGCUCUCCACCCCCGCCCCCCCCCCACAUCCCCGCCACAAACACACAUUCCUGAAUUCAGGAUAAUAAUUUAGCGAGAGUUUUUUUUAAUAAAUAGUUUUCCUUUCGAGAUAUUUAUGAGAGUGGCUGAUACAGAAGUUGUGCAGCUUUCAGAAAUGAUAGGUUGAGGUACUGAGAUGGGUG
Amblyraja radiata (thorny skate) is the source of this 2219-nucleotide messenger RNA. RefSeq names its product GRIN2-like protein. The transcript is spliced from 2 exons. The record is from RefSeq and is a predicted model, not a curated record. Bases 175 to 1950 code for a protein of 591 amino acids. Lineage: Eukaryota; Metazoa; Chordata; Chondrichthyes; Rajiformes; Rajidae. Gene Ontology annotation, biological process: neuron projection development. Gene Ontology annotation, cellular component: plasma membrane.